UGUCUUAACAACACGAUCUAACACGAAAUAACACGCUUUAGACCCGAUAACAAUAAUAAUAAGAGGAAAUUCGAGUCGACUAUCGCACGUAAUUGCAAUAUAAUUAUUAAAAAGCCUUAUCGAUUGAUCUUGUGUUUUUAUCAAUGAUCAAGCCACAUGAAAGAAGAAGAAGAAACGACAUGUAUGUUGACGCAAAUCCGGAUUCGACGAAAAACGUUAACGAAGUUGGGUCGAAGGAAAAGUGGAGGGAAAGAGAAAGGAAAGGGGACGGAGUGAGAGUAGGAAGGGGUUGGUAGCGAAGGAUUGAACAAAAGAGGUUGGUAGGAAAGUUAGGAAAGAGAGGUCAAAGAGCGCAAGUCUCUCUGGUUCCGUACCGCGUCGUUUAUGAGCGGAACGUGGAGCAAGUUGUGGAAGGUGGACGGAGUCACGCGAAGUUACUUAUUCUCCUGCAGUAGAGCUUCCAACCAACGAGGAAAAAGCUAAACGACGCUAAAUCUCUCAUAGAGAAUCAUUCCAACUCGAAGUUUUAAAAGGGAACGAAAAUGAGAUCAUCAGUUUCGAUCCUACUCGUUUUCAUUCGAUUUCUAUUUUACAUUUGCAUUAUUUUUAAAAAGAUCUCAUUCGUUUACAGUCAAAAUACUUUCGCACGACAAGGACUGGUUCGUGAUCCGCCCAUGAUUAGGAUACCUGAUCAAGGAGUGCUCGCUGGCAAAGAGGUGAUCAUCGGUAGAGGUCAAAAGGUGAUACAGUAUCUCGGCAUUCCAUAUGCUCAAGCUCCGAUCGGACAAUUACGUUUUUCGAUACCAGUGACGGAUCCUUUACCAUCUUGGAAAGGAAUAAGAAAUGCCAGCCAAUAUGGUCCAUCCUGUCAGCAGGUAUCAAAUCGUUUGAAACUGCACGAGAAGCUUUAUGCACGAUUACUACCACCUGACCAGCCUGAUCCGGGUAUGAGCGAGGAUUGUCUCUUUCUAAACAUUUUCGUACCUGACGGCAAACGUCCACCCGAAGGAUGGCCAGUAAUGGUUUGGUUUCAUAGUGGUGACUUUAAUACAGGAACCCCCAAAAUUUGGGACGCCUCGAUUUUCGUCACGAAACAGAAGGUAUUGGUGAUAACGGUGGCAUAUCGUUUGAACAUUCUCGGAUUCUUCACAUCGAUGGAUGGCGAGGCACCAGGCAAUUACGGUAUGUUCGAUCAAAUUGCGGCUUUGGAUUGGAUACAGAAGAAUAUCGAACGUUUCGACGGUUCACCAUCGAACGUAAUAAUAUACGGUCACAGUUCAGGCGCAAUAUGCGUUGGCUUACACAUGAUGAGUCCGCUUAGCAGAGGAAAAUUUUCAAAAGCCAUAGCUAUGAGCGGUGAUGCAAUUGGAUCAGUAGGUUCGCCUCAAACCGAGCUACCUGUCGUAGACUCAAUAGCAGAUAAAUUUGGUUGCUAUCGGCAUCCGACAACGAAAUUGAUGGAAUGUCUACGUCGUGUAGACGUAUCAGUUUUGGUGGAGCUAUCAUCGGAUAUAGAAACUUGGGGACCGAUCGUUGAUGGCGAAACAAAUAACGGUACCGAACCUUUUUUACCAGAACAUCCAAGGGACAUACUAGUCGGUGGUAACUUCAAUGCUGUACCAUUGAUCGUCGGUUACACAAAAAACGAACAAUCAUUGGCUUAUAUCGAAUCGAUGACAUCCGAUGAAUUGAAAGACGGUAUUUUGUCGGAGAAAAAAUUCGAGAGUAUGAUAAUCGAGGAAUCUAGCAUGGCCGUGAAUAAUAUAUAUAACCCAGAAGAUAACAAUACGUGUGAAAUGAAGCCAGAAAUGUUGUCCGAUGCGAUUCUCUUUUAUUAUAAACCUUAUCCACCCAACGACGAUCAGGGCAUCCUAAGGGACAAAUAUCUCGAACUACAAACCGACAAAAAUUUUGCCUCGGGUUUGACCUUACUCGCUGGCGAAUUAUCCAAACAGGAAACCUCCUUCGUUUAUAGAUUCGAUUAUCGUCCGAAAACUGACCUUAUGGUACGUGACGUACCCGAAUGGGCUGGUGUCCCACAUAUGUUUGACCUACCCUUCGUUUGGGGUUUACCCUUAACCACUACAAUCCCAUGGAACCCGGCCGAUAAAAAAAUGUCCGAAGUGAUGAUGAUGAUGCUAGCUAAUUUUGCUAAAACCGCUAAUCCGUCCUUGAACAACGUCAAAUGGAAUCCUUAUACCGUUAACGAUCCUGGGAUAUUAAUUAUCGAUAGAAAUGUCGACAUGAACGAGCCGAACGUUAUAGAUUACAGAGCAUUCGCAUUUUGGAACGAAUAUUACCCAAAAGUUUUAGAAGAGGCUACUAAUAAUUGUUGCAACGUCACGACCUCGGCUGCAACCAGAUCGAAACUCUCUUUCGAACUUCUUCUCAAUAAUCUAAUCGUUAUUAUAAUAUCUUUAUAUACGAAUUGUUUAUUCGUUAAUAAAUAUUUCUAAAUUAUUCCUAUUUUACGAAAUGAGAUGCACGAAGAGAGAGAGUAUUUAAUUUUCGAAAGUGAUUUUCAAUUUAUCCCUUGAGAGACACCUGAAAAAUAAUUUAAUAAUAGCGACAUCGUUUUUCGAUACAUUGUGAUAUUUUUGACAUGCCCAAUAUAUUGUUUUUUUUUUCCUUUGUCCUCUAUUAACGGAUUAACAGUUCUAUUAUUAUCUUUUAUAAUUCAAUGUCGAUCGAUAAUGGUUUACUGAACAAUUUCUAUUCCGUCCAUAUUCUGUAUUAACAAUUAAUGUACUUAUCUUAACAUCGAUCUGUGUAACGCGUUUAUGUACAUACGUGAUGUAUGUUAUACGUAGAACGUCCAUUUCUAAUGCUUAUCUAACAACAGAAGUGCCUUCUGAAUUAGCGAAAAUUGUACCAAACGAUGUAAAGCGGUUUUACCGAUUAGUAUUUAAGGGAUGUUAAUAUUAAGAACACGUUGAUUGACAUAAUAGAUAUAAGAAAAAGAAUAAAGAUAUGAAAAGAAAGUUGAUAAGUAAUAUGUUACGUGUGACAAAACUAAUCCGAUUGAAUGUAUAAAAAGAAAAAAGGAAAAAAAAAUAUUAUUUUCCCUUAAUUCAUUUCUAAUAAACAAAUAUAAUUUUUUUCAGUUUCAUAGGACGUGACUGCAGUAAGCCUUCCGAAGAAGAUACAUUUAACAGACAAAUUAUGAAAAGAAGAACAAAAAAUCAACAUAUGUAUAUAUAUAUACACAUACAUAUAUGUGUGUGUAUAUAUAUAUAUCGAUUCUUUAGGAAAACAAAUUGCUUGGAACUAAACAAGGAAGGUAUAUAUAUAUGUGUAUAUAUAUAUGUGUGUGUAUAUAUAUAUACACAUAACUACAUACCAAGAUUUUAGACUAAUAAUAAUCAUGAAGAAACAGAAAAAUAAAAAAAGACGGAAGGCUAAAUAAAAAACUAACAAUUAAACAUCUGACAAUAUUGGUGUUUUUGUAAUUGGUGAUAAUUGAAGACUCAUAGAGAGAGAGAGACGAUUCGGACGAUCAUAAAAAUGUGAGCUCUUAUAUAACACUCACUGAGAUUUUUUUUUUAUUUAUCUGCUUUAAUACGGAGAGAUAUAGAAAAAACAUAUAUUGUUUUGAGAAACAAACGACGGAUAACUUAUGAAUAUUUUGAUGCUUUCGCAAUAAUAAUUAAUAAUUAAUGUAAUUAAUAAUUAAUAAUAAUAAUAGUAAUAAGAUCAUCAUCAUCAUGUGUAUCGGCUAUGUAUAAUUAUAUUAUAUAAGAGAGAGGUGCGCGGCGAGCGUUACGAUGCAUUGGGGGCUGUGGCCUGCGCACGCGCACAUCUAAACAUCUUUCUUUCUUUUUUUUUCCAUUUCUUUCUUUCAAUCUUCCUUUAUUUCUUUCUUUCUUGGAUUACUCCCCUUUUUCAUUUUCCCCUCUCCUUUUUUUUUUUACCACUUUCUUUUUCUUUCUUUCCUUCUUUCUUUCUUUCUUUCUUUCUUUCCUGUUAUUCACCUAAAUAUAUGUAUAAUAUUAAUUGUUUUUUUGUUAUUUUGUAUUAUUUUUUUUUUUUAUUCAUUUAUUCAUUUAUUUUCUUUUAA
Molecule: messenger RNA, 4057 nt
Organism: Vespula vulgaris
Lineage: Eukaryota; Metazoa; Arthropoda; Insecta; Hymenoptera; Vespidae
Product: acetylcholinesterase-like
Exons: 4
Coding region: 543-2456 (637 amino acids)
Biological process (GO): presynaptic membrane assembly; postsynaptic membrane assembly; modulation of chemical synaptic transmission
Cellular component (GO): postsynaptic membrane; cell surface; synapse
Molecular function (GO): neurexin family protein binding; signaling receptor activity
Source: RefSeq, a predicted model, not a curated record